This is a messenger RNA of Acanthosepion pharaonis, 522 nucleotides long. The record is from the annotation of a GenBank genome assembly. Lineage: Eukaryota; Metazoa; Mollusca; Cephalopoda; Sepiida; Sepiidae.
AUGAUUUUGCUUUUUAUCUUUCUUUACUCUUCCUUGUUCAUGGCUCUCUCAACAUCAUUGCCUUCUCUCUUACCUCUCUUUGCCUUCUGUCUUAGCUCGCUCUCUCCUUUGCCUUCUCUUUCACUCUCUCCUUUGCCUUCUGUCUUAGCUUUCCUCUCUCCUUUGCCUUCUGUCUUAGCUUUCACUCUCUCCUUUGCCUUCUGUCUUAGCUUUCACUCUCUCCUUUGCCUUCUCUCUCACUCUCCUUUGCCUUUUCUCUUACCUCUCACUCUCUUCUUUGCUGUUUGUCUUGUCUGUCUCUCUUCUUUGCUGUCUAUCGUUCCCUCUGCUCUUUUUAUUUUUUUUUCUUUCUUUCUUUCCUUCCUUCCUUUUAUUUUCAUUUCUUGCUUACCCUUUCAUUAUAACUUGCUUUACCUUUUUCUCCCUCACUUUUUCAUUCAUUCACCUCUCACUGAGUUUAAAUUUGCUAUCAUCUUAGAACUAACAGACAAUUCAUUGACACUGUUGCUUCCUCAUCUCUGA